GUGAGGAGCAGAGACGGCGCUGAGCGGAGCAGGAUGGAGCCUAUCAAAUGUGUGGUCGUGGGAGACGGCGGUGUGGGAAAAACUUGUCUUCUCAUCAGCUUCACAACCAAUGCCUUCCCAGAGGGGUACAUUCCUACUGUAUUUGACAACUACAUAGCGACUGUGAUGGUGGACGACCGCCCUAUCAACCUGGACCUCUGGGAUACGGCUGGACAGGAAGACUAUGACAGGCUCCGCCCACUGUCCUAUCCCCAGACGGAUGUAUUUCUCAUCUGUUUCUCCCUGGUGAGCCCUGCGUCCUAUGAGAACGUCCGAGCUAAGUGGUACACUGAAGUGAGCCACUACCGCAAAGCCGCGCCCAUCAUCCUGGUCGGUACCAAGCUGGACCUGCGGGAUGACAAGGAGACUAUUGAGAUGCUGAAGGAAAAGAAGUUGGCACCCAUCACCUACCCUCAGGGCCUGGCUCUCGCUAAGGAGAUAGAAGCAGUGAAGUACCUGGAGUGCUCAGCUCUGACCCAGCAUGGCGUGAAAACUGCGUUUGAUGAGGCCAUCCGGGCCGUGCUGACCCCCAAGCCUGAGGACGGGAAGAAAAAGGGGGGGUGCACAGUGAUGUAAAUGGACCGGUGGGGAGAGAAAGUGAGAGACGGGCUACUGACCCGAGGUUGAAAGAAGAUUGAUGGGAAACUACAACCAGCAUUGCCUUAGAGUUGUAAGGGUAAUAAUGAUGAUAAGAUAAUAGAGAAGUUAAUAUUGAUUACAA
Molecule: messenger RNA, 760 nt
Organism: Myripristis murdjan (pinecone soldierfish)
Lineage: Eukaryota; Metazoa; Chordata; Actinopteri; Holocentriformes; Holocentridae
Product: ras-related C3 botulinum toxin substrate 2-like
Exons: 7
Coding region: 34-615 (193 amino acids)
Biological process (GO): small GTPase-mediated signal transduction
Molecular function (GO): GTPase activity; GTP binding
Source: RefSeq, a predicted model, not a curated record